AUGGCAUAUUCAAGCAGCUCAAACGAAAUUGGACAAUUUUUAGAUAAGGCUGGAGCAGUUGAAAAAAACAUUGAUAUUAUAAAAGCCAGCAUUUCUCGUAUCCAGGAGUUACAAACACUCAUUUUAGGAAGUACAUUGAUACAGAAAGAAGAGUCUUAUAGACAAGAGCGUGAUGGACUCAUAAAUUAUACACGACAAUUGAUUAUUGAAAAUAAAAAUAGUAUUAAGCAGCUGGAAGAUGAAAAUGCACGACUUCAUAUAUCGGAUCCUAAUUAUGAACUCCAUAAACGAAGGCAAGAAUUUUUAAGAGAAAAGCUCGCAAAUGCAGUCAGCGAAUACCAAGAUGUUGCAAGCGCUUAUAUACGUCAACAGGAAGACCGAAUGGCACGACAGUACAAAGUUGUAAACCCGAAUGCAACCCAACAAGAAAUCAAUGAUUAUUUGUCAAAUCCGACACAACCUGUUUUUCAACAGGCUAUUUUACGUACCGGAGAAGCGCAUUCUGUAUUGAACCAAGUAAAAAAACGACAUGAAGACAUUAAAAAUAUCGAACAAACCAUUAGCGAGCUCGCAGCCCUCUUAAAAGAAUUACAGCUUCAAGUUGAAGAACAAGACCCAACUAUCGGUCGAAUUGAAGAACAAGCGGAAAAAACCGCAAGCAAAUUGGAAAAAGCAGGAGAUAAUUUGAAUAUGGCACGUUUGAGUGCAAUGUCAGCCAGAAAAAAGAAAUGGAUUUGUCUUGGAAUACUUCUUAUUAUUACAGCCAUUUUAGUCAUCAUUAUUAUUGUUAAAGUUCCGAAAUCGAAUUCAAGUUCUUCGAAAAGUACAGAAAUUCAUACCACUGUUACAUCAUCUCCUCUCCCAACAUCAGCACUAUAA
Molecule: messenger RNA, 879 nt
Organism: Racocetra persica
Lineage: Eukaryota; Fungi; Glomeromycota; Glomeromycetes; Diversisporales; Gigasporaceae
Source: the annotation of a GenBank genome assembly